Messenger RNA from Dendrobium catenatum, 1707 nucleotides. Its product is annotated as isoflavone 2'-hydroxylase-like. The record is from RefSeq and is a predicted model, not a curated record. NCBI's taxonomy places the organism in Eukaryota, Viridiplantae, Streptophyta, Magnoliopsida, Asparagales, Orchidaceae. Bases 35 to 1561 code for a protein of 508 amino acids. Gene Ontology annotation, molecular function: iron ion binding; heme binding; monooxygenase activity. The transcript has 2 exons.
UCAGUAAAAAAAAAUAUUCUUCAGUAUUCGUCCAAUGGAAGUCAUUGCUCUGUAUCUCUUCGUUCCUCUUCUCUUCUUCUUCCUCCUCUCCGCCCUCCGCCGCCGCCAGAAAUACUCUCCACCAAGCCCUCCCUCACUCCCUCUCCUCGGCCACCUCCACCUUCUCAAUAAACCCCUCCACCAAUCCCUCGCCUCCCUCUCUGCGCGCCACGGCCACAUACUCUCCCUUCGCUUCGGCUCCCGCCCCGUCAUCCUGGUCUCCUCCGCUUCCGCCGCCGAAUCCUGCUUCUCCAAGAACGACGCCAUCUUCGCCAAUCGCCCCCGAUUCCUCGCUGGAAAGCAUCUCGGCUAUAACUACUCCACACUGGCAUGGGCCUCUUACGGCCCCCACUGGCGCAACCUCCGCCGCAUCACAACCGUGGAGAUCUUCUCCCCCUCCCGCCUUCACUCCAUCUCCGAUCUCAUCUUUCAAGAAGUCGCCGCGAUGGUAAAGGCUUUGGCCGAGGCCGCCAGAACUGGUGGGGUUAUCGAGAUGCGGCCGAGAUUGUUCGAACUGAAUUUGAAUUUGAUGAUGAAGAUAGUUGCCGGAAAGAAAUUCAAUCAGACAGAGGUGUUCCGGCAGAUCGUAAGGGAAACUUUUGAAUUGAGCGGGGCUACAAAUUUCGGGGAUUUUAUUCCGUUGCUGCGUUUGUUUGAUUAUAAAGGAUUGGAGAAGAAGCUGAUUAGGUUGCAGGGUAGAAGGAAUUCUUUCUUGCAGGAAUUGAUUGAUGAGCGCAGGAGAGAUUCAGCAUAUUCAUUUGAUAAUGAAGCUGAAAGAGAUCGGGAAGAAAAGGGGAGGAAAUGCUUGAUUGAUAGUUUGCUUUCUCUGCAAAAAACUUCUCCGGAGCAGUAUUCGGACGAAAUUAUCAAAGGAAUCGUGGUGGUUCUUCUAUCUGCCGGCACAGAUACGUCUGCCCUAACGACAGAAUGGGCGCUCGCUCUGCUCCUACGCAACCCAACAGCUCUCUCCAAAACCCGCGCCGAGCUCGACCGCCAUAUCGGCAAUAACCGCCUUAUAAACGAAGCAGAUCUCCCCAAUCUCCCUUACCUCCGCUGCGUCAUCAAAGAGACCCUUCGCCUCCACCCCGUAGUGCCGCUCAUCCCGGCACGGGAGUCCAGCGAAGAUUGCGCCGUCGAGGGAUUUCACGUGCCAAAAGGCGCCAUGUUACUCGUCAACGCGUGGGCGAUUCACAGAGACCCGUCGCUGUGGGAGGAGCCCGAGAACUUCAAGCCGGAGAGAUGGGAAGGAGAAGAAGAAGAAGGAGAGAUGAGCAGGAAGCAGGGGAAGGUGUUGUCCUUCGGGAUGGGGAGGAGAGGGUGUCCUGGAGAAGGAUUAGGUCUCCGAAGUGUGGGGUUGGCUUUAGGAGCGUUGGUUCAGUGCUUUGAGUGGGACUCCGAUGGAGGUGGUGGUGGGGAGGUGGAUCUUACGGAAGGGAGUGGACUUACAAUGCCAAUGGCGACGCCAUUGACAGCCUUCUGCAAGAAGCGGGGCGAUAUGAAUCGAACUGUGUUUGCCUGUUAAGAAACUUUUAGGAGAGAAUUGAAUAGGUUCUCUUAUUAUCAUGCAUGAUAUUUUAGCUUGGUGUAACUUAUGCUUAUAAGGCUUAUUUAAUUCAAGCUUCGUUUGGAAUGUUCUACAAAAAAGUGAUCCAUGGCCAGGAUUCUUUA